AGUUCCAAUAGUUCAUAAAGAUAAACAUGAGUGCGAUCACUGUUACAGCUACGAGCAGUGUCACUUGCACCAUUUCUCUUUCUAUCUCAACAUUACAAUCAUCUUUUCCUUCUUCGCUACGCUUUCGCUGCGCAUUUCCACUCCUCUCUCGUCGUUCUGCUCUCUGCUUCUCCGGUUUGUCAGAGAGUAUGGAUGGUGGUGCUGGUCCGAGUUUGUUUCCGUUGCAUCGUUGCAAAACCAUUCACCUGGUCAGGCAUGGACAGGGGAUCCACAAUGUAGAGGGAGAUAAGAACUACAAUGCAUACUUGAAUCCUGAAUAUUUUGAUGCACAUCUUACUCCAUUAGGCUGGCAACAGGUUGACAAUUUGCGUAAACAUGUUCAUGCAUCUGGGCUUAUGAAGAGGAUUGAUCUAGUCAUAGCAUCUCCUUUAUUGAGGACUCUACAAACAGCUGCUGGGGUGUUUGGAGGUGAGGACUACACAGAUAGAAUGGAUGUGCUGCCUCUUAUGGUGGCAAAUGCUGGAAACAGCAAUCGUGCUGCAAUUUCAAGUGUGAAUUGCCCACCAAUUGUUGCUGUUGAAUUUUGUCGAGAACAUUUGGGAAUUCAUCCCUGUGACAAAAGAAGAAGCAUCAGUGAAUAUCAAUUUCUAUUUCCUGCAAUUGAUUUUUCACUGGCAAAUGGUGAUGAGGAUAUUUUGUGGAAGGCCAAUGUUCGGGAGACAAAGGAAGAACUUGCAGCUAGAGGGCUCAAGUUCAUGAACUGGUUGUGGACACGGAAAGAGAAGGAGAUAGCAAUAGUGACGCAUAGAGCAUUUUUGUUUCAUACUCUAAGUGGAUUUGGAAAUGAUAACCGCUCCUUGGGGAAGAAGGAAAUAUCCAAGCACUUUGCUAACUGUGAGCUUCGCUCCGUGGUCAUCGCUGAUAGAUUGGAUGCAUCAACCACCGAUUAAUUAUCCAGGCAAGUUACAUUCAGAGAUGGACCUCUUGUGAUGUUUCUGAUGAGAACGCUGAGAAGAAGGGUUUUGUUAGAUAUUUUCAUCAUGACUCUCCGGAAAUCUAACAUGAUUAUUUCAAAUUGCUAUAAUCAUUGUUCACAGGAAAUCUUUUAUUUCGAACAUUUGCCAAAGAAAGUACCCCCUGUGGUGUGGGAAAUCUCAGAUGCCUGGAUGGUAACCAUACAUGAACCUCAGUUAUUACAAUUUUUAUUGACAUGAUAUUGAUGUUUAUUUUUUAAUUAGAAACAUUUUACAAUGAUAGUGGACUACAUUUAAACACAAAUUGGAAUAUAUUACUCUGUAAGUCGCUUAAUGAAAAGUAGUAGGUGGAACCUCAUCAAAUAUGCUAUUUAUU
This is a messenger RNA of Gastrolobium bilobum, 1350 nucleotides long. Its product is annotated as phosphoglycerate mutase-like protein 1. Gene Ontology annotation, cellular component: cytoplasm. The coding region runs from base 27 to 950 and encodes 307 amino acids. Gene Ontology annotation, molecular function: phosphatase activity. The transcript has 10 exons. The record is from RefSeq and is a predicted model, not a curated record. NCBI's taxonomy places the organism in Eukaryota, Viridiplantae, Streptophyta, Magnoliopsida, Fabales, Fabaceae.